Callorhinus ursinus (northern fur seal) is the source of this 2126-nucleotide messenger RNA. The record is from RefSeq and is a predicted model, not a curated record. Lineage: Eukaryota; Metazoa; Chordata; Mammalia; Carnivora; Otariidae.
GCGGCCGGGCGCGCGCGGGGACCUAUUGGCGGGCGCCGUGCGGGUCGGAGCCACGCCCCCUGGAGUGCGUCGGGAGCCGGGCGCGGGAGACCGAGCGGGAGAAUGGAGGUUUGGACUCCAUGACGGCUCAAGGCUGUUUCAUGUGCUGCAUCUCUACCAGAUAAACUUCCUACCUGCCCCGUGCUUCUAGACACACGUAAUGAACCCCUGUCCCUACACACAGUCACAGUGAGCAUCCAGGAUACACAGGUAUAUCCAGCCCAGCCCUGGCCUCUUCUUUUGUGGGUCUCCAAGAUUAUGCUCCACUGGUCAUACCUCAGUGCCACAGCCAGCCAGGGGCAAACCCAUGAGCAUCUGGAGGGCCAUCAUGAAGAAGCCACGAACAGCUAUGAAGAGUCAUCAGAAGAAGCGGGCACCCUGCCAGGAGGGAAGGGAGAAGCGUGUCCUCUGCGGCCGCCAGGUCAAGCCUUCUACCCCCAAUGCCUGUGCAGGGACAAUGCCUGAGUUUCCUGCAGCCCCAGCAGACUUGGCCAGGCGGAAGGAGGGGGUGCUGGUGCAGGCGUCUCUCUCCCCGUACCAUCUCUUCAGAGACACAGCUGACAUCAUAGUCUUUCGGGAGAACCUACUGAGCUGGUACGACCGAGAGAAGCGGGACCUACCCUGGAGAAGGCGGGCAGAGGGUGAGGUGGAUCUGGACAGGCGGGCAUACGCUGUGUGGGUCUCAGAGGUCAUGCUGCAGCAGACCCAGGUUGCCACGGUGAUCGACUAUUAUACCCGAUGGAUGCAGAAGUGGCCAACGCUGCAGGACCUGGCCAGUGCUUCCCUGGAGGAGGUGAACCAGCUCUGGGCGGGCCUGGGCUACUACUCUCGAGGCCGGCGGCUGCAGGAGGGAGCCCGGAAGGUGGUAGAGGAGCUAGGGGGCCAUAUGCCACGUACAGCAGAGACCCUGCAGCAGCUCCUGCCUGGUGUGGGGCGGUACACAGCUGGAGCCAUCGCUUCCAUUGCCUUCGGACAGGCAACUGGUGUGGUAGACGGGAAUGUAGUGCGGGUGCUGUGCCGAGUCCGAGCCAUUGGUGCGGAUCCCAGCAGCACCCUCGUCUCCCAGCUUCUCUGGAGCUUAGCCCAGCAGCUGGUGGACCCGGUGCGGCCUGGGGACUUGAACCAAGCGGCCAUGGAGCUGGGGGCCACAGUGUGCACCCCGCAGCACCCGCGCUGCAGCCAGUGCCCUGUGCAGAGCCUGUGCCGGGCACACCAGAGGGUGGAGUGUGAACGGCUCUUGGGCUUACGGAGCCCGCCGGGCAGCCCUGACGUGGAGGAGUGUGCUCCUGACACGGGGCCAUGCCAGCUCUGCGCGCCUCCCACGGAGCCCUGGGACCCAACCCGGGGAGUGACCAACUUCCCCAGAAAGGCCGGCCGCAGGCCCCCCAGGGAGGAGUACUCUGCCACCUGUGUUCUGGAGCAGCCCGGGGCCCUUGGGGGUCCUCGGAUUCUGCUGGUGCAGAGGCCCAGUUCAGGGCUGCUGGCAGGACUGUGGCAGUUCCCGGCUGUGACCGCGGAGCCCUCAGGGCCACAGCAGCGCGAGGCCCUGCUGCGGGAGCUGCAGAGCUGGGCUGGGCCCCUCCCAGCCCCCCGCCUCCGGCACCUCGGGCAGGUGCGUGAGCCGCGGGAAGUGCAGGGGUGUGGCUUUUGUGGGCACAUCCCUGGGCCUGUUUCAGCCCCUUGGCCCUCCCUCCAGGUGGUCCACACCUUCUCUCACAUCAAGCUGACCUAUCAAGUAUACGGUCUGGCCCUGGAAGGGCAGACCCCGGUGACCGUCGUGCCGCCUGGUGCUCGCUGGCUGACCCGCGAGGAGUUUCACACGGCAGCUGUCUCCACCGCUAUGAAAAAGGUGUUCCGUGUGUACGAGGGCCAGCAGCCAGGGACCUGCAAGGGUUCCAAAAGAUGCCCCAUGUCCACUCCAUCCAGCCGGAAAAAGCCCAGCCCAGGCCAGCAACUCCUGGAUAGUUUCUUCCGGCCUCACAUCCCGACGGAUGCAUCCAGCCUCAACAGUACUGCCCAGUGACACCUCUGGAAGCCCCCACUUCUGAGAAUCCGGUUUUUUAAUAAAGUGCUUAUUUUUAUAGUCA